AUGGGUGCAUCCCUUGGGGGCGAGCGAAAUGUUCGCCUGCUGUCACCAGAGAUUGCAUCACCGACCUAUCUGCAGCGGGACAGGGUUGAGAGGGAGCCUCAGACGACGGAAGAUCUCUGCGCUGUGUGCCUCAGCGAGCUCUCGCGGGCGAAAUGCUUCCAGCUUCCGGGCUGUGGACAUCGCUUCCAUGCCCUCUGCAUUGCCUCCGCCUUCCAGAUCCAGCAGCUCUGCCCGCUCUGCCGCGUAGUGGUCGAUGAUUCAACCUGCAUGGAUGUGGCGCGCAGCCUAUUCGCCGGAGCGGGUCCACAUGGUGCAAGCUUUGCAGCUGAGCUGCUGUCGGAGCUGGGCAGCCGCUUACGCACGGUCGAGACAGAGCUCAGCGUGGAGGAGACGGUGGCUGCGAUCCAACGCUGCGCCAAGCAAGGGGACGACUCCAAGAUUCCGAUGAUCGCCACCCUCCUGCAGGCGGCGCCGAGCGGCUCGGAAGGGCCAGCUGCAGUGCAGGAGCUCGAAGUGAGGCUAGCGGCGGUACAGGCGCUCAGAACGCUGGUGCCGGCCUUCCCAGCUCAGUGGCCAGGCUGGCAGGCCGUCCGUGGACUUCUUCGUGAGGUCGCCUGUGAGGCAGGCGCUGCUGAGGAGCUCCGCCUCUCGGCCGUGCAGGCGCUGAAGGAGGUCAGCCGGCGGGACGCCCGCGAUGAAGCUCUGUCAGCUGCCCGAUUAUUGCUGGAGGAUCCCAGGACCAGCCGCGAGCUCCGCCUCGCUGCCGGAGGCAUCCUCCAGGCCAUCGCGGCGCCUGACGACUUGGAUACGGCUCGCCUAGCGCUCGUGGCUCUCCAUGAGCGGUACAGCUGCUCCCUUCGUGCCCAUGCAGCACAAGCGCUGCGAACGAUCGCAGGGCCACGGGGUGCUUGCAACGGAGCGAUACUGGCAGGGCUCUCCGACCUGGUGCGAACUAGCGACUUUCCCGAGGUGAGGUGUGAAGCUGUGCAGCUUCUGGGUCAGCUGGAUGAUUUCGGCGGAGACGCAGGCAUGACCGCGUGCACUGCCGCUCUGGACGAUGCAGAGGAGGAGGUGGCGAGGGCAGCAGUGCAAGCCAUCUCGGCCCUCUUCCCCCCAGAGCCGAGUCAGGCAUCGGAAGAGGCGCUUCGGGGCCUCCUUGCGAAGUUGACUCCGGAUGCGUGCUUUGGGCAGCUGCGCUGUGACAUUUUGCUGGUCCUGCCGCGCUUGGCAGUGUGUGAUCGCUCGCGCACAGCAUCAGCAGCUGCUGCUUGUCUUCUGGAUCCGGACCUGUCUGUGAGCAACGCGGCGGUGCAGGCCAUUCGGAAACUCUGCCAGCGCGGUGAUGCGACCCUCGAAGAAGAGCUGUUGAGAUAUGCCACGCACGAAGAUCUGGAGAUCCGCCGAACUGUGGUGGAGCUUCUCGGCCUUGUGGCCUCGCGCGGAGGCCCGGCAGUUUCUCGAGCAGACAUCUAG
Symbiodinium sp. CCMP2592 is the source of this 1473-nucleotide messenger RNA. The record is from the annotation of a GenBank genome assembly. NCBI's taxonomy places the organism in Eukaryota, Dinophyceae, Suessiales, Symbiodiniaceae.